Messenger RNA from Chlorella variabilis, 654 nucleotides. RefSeq lists its product as hypothetical. The record is from RefSeq and is a predicted model, not a curated record. The coding region runs from base 1 to 654 and encodes 217 amino acids. Lineage: Eukaryota; Viridiplantae; Chlorophyta; Trebouxiophyceae; Chlorellales; Chlorellaceae. The transcript has 3 exons.
AUGCAGCUCACCGUGGUCACAGCGGCGGGCAAGCGACUAUCGGUGCAGCUGCCGCCCGAGCAGCAGCUCACAGCGGCGGCCCUGCAGGCGGCGGUGGCCCGCAGCCUGGCGCUGCCGCCCGGCGCGGGCCUGCGGCUGGUGCAGGGCGGCCAGCUGCUGGCAGGCGACGAGGCAGUGGGCAGGCUGCAGGAUGGAGACACUCUUCUGGCAGCGGUGGUGCCCCGGCCGCCUCCCAAGGCGGUGCGAGACCUUGUGUCUGGCGGUGGGCCGGAGGAGGAGGAGGAGGAUGAAGCCGACCAGAUGCUGCGCCUGCGCCUGCCGGCCAACGCGCCUCGCUGGAAGCGCGCGGCGGCGCACCUGCUGCACCGGCGCCUGCGCCUGCCCGAGGCGCUGGUGGCGCUCCUGCUGGCGGUGCGUCCGCGCUUCUGGCUGGGCCUUCUGGCGUGGAUGGGCGGGGCGCGGCUGGCGGCGGGCCACGAGCUGGGCCCCCUCUACAUCAUCACCACCAUCUUCCUGCUGAUGCUGCUCAACCUGGGGCAGCGCAAGGAGGGGGAGUGGAGCGCAUACUCGAUAUUCAACAGGAACACGCAGCGGCUGCCGGGGCAGAUGACAGCAGAGGAUCUGGAUGCGGCGGUGCGGCGGGGCCAGCUGUAG